Phyllostomus hastatus (greater spear-nosed bat) is the source of this 5230-nucleotide messenger RNA. RefSeq names its product endothelial PAS domain protein 1 (gene EPAS1). The record is from RefSeq and is a predicted model, not a curated record. Lineage: Eukaryota; Metazoa; Chordata; Mammalia; Chiroptera; Phyllostomidae. Gene Ontology annotation, molecular function: protein dimerization activity; DNA-binding transcription factor activity, RNA polymerase II-specific; RNA polymerase II transcription regulatory region sequence-specific DNA binding. Bases 573 to 3182 code for a protein of 869 amino acids. The transcript has 16 exons. Gene Ontology annotation, biological process: cellular response to hypoxia; regulation of transcription by RNA polymerase II. Gene Ontology annotation, cellular component: nucleus; transcription regulator complex; cytoplasm.
GGAGUUUUUAAAGUGGGCAGGCCGCCCCAAGAACCAGACAUUCGGGAACCGCCUGCCGCGCUGCGCCGGCGUUUGCUGCGCUCCCGCCCAGCUCUGCUGAGCCGGCCGUACAAUCCUCGGCAGUGUCCUGAGACUGUAUGGUCAUCUCAGCCGCCGCGCUGCCCGGCCCCGGAGUCUUCUGUUGCCGUUGGAGCCACUUUUUUUUACUCUUUCUUUCUUAAUUUCUUUCUUUCUGAACACCCAAGAAAGUGACUACUUUUUGAGGGGAAAAGGAACUUCGGUCCCUUUCUCGCUGCCCUCUUUUUGGCAUUUGACAGCCUCCUCCCACUCCUGUCCUAGACCCCGCCUCCCCGUGCAGGUUCCUCCCUGUCACCUUUCUCCACCCCUUUACUCUGUACCUAGCCAGCCGCCCGCAAACUUCCACCUGACUGUGCUGGGCUCUCAGGCUUGCGAGCACCUUUCACAUCGACCGGAUCCUCAGGGGGUGGGCCAGGGCCACAGCGAAGGCGGCGGCUGCAGCCCCACCGGCUGGGGAGCCCCAGUGCUCCGAGUCUCAGAGGGCCACAGCGACGAUGACAGCUGACAAGGAGAAGAAAAGGAGUAGCUCGGAGAGGAGGAAGGAGAAGUCCCGGGAUGCCGCAAGGUGCCGGCGAAGCAAGGAGACGGAGGUCUUCUACGAGCUGGCGCACGAGCUGCCCCUGCCGCACAGCGUGAGCUCCCACCUGGAUAAGGCCUCCAUCAUGCGGCUGGCCAUCAGCUUCCUGCGGACACACAAGCUCCUGUCCUCAGUUUGCUCUGAAAACGAGUCUGAGGCUGAGGCCGACCAGCAGAUGGACAACCUGUACCUGAAAGCCUUGGAGGGUUUCAUCGCCGUGGUGACCCAAGAUGGCGACAUGAUCUUUCUGUCGGAAAACAUCAGCAAGUUCAUGGGACUCACACAGGUGGAGCUAACGGGACACAGUAUUUUUGACUUCACUCAUCCCUGUGACCAUGAGGAGAUCCGCGAGAACCUGACUAUCAAGGAUGGCUCUGGUUUUGGGAAGAAAAGCAAAGACCUGUCCACAGAGCGGGACUUCUUCAUGAGGAUGAAGUGCACAGUGACCAACAGGGGCCGAACCGUCAACCUCAAGUCCGCCACCUGGAAGGUCCUGCACUGCACCGGCCAGGUGAAGGUCUACAACAACUGCGCCCCUCACAGCAGUCUCUGCGGCUACAAGGAGCCCCUGCUCUCCUGCCUCAUCAUCAUGUGUGAGCCCAUCCAGCACCCGUCCCACAUGGACAUCCCCCUGGACAGCAAGACCUUCCUGAGCCGCCACAGCAUGGACAUGAAGUUCACCUACUGCGACGACAGAAUCACAGAACUGAUUGGUUACCACCCAGAGGAGCUACUUGGCCGCUCAGCCUAUGAGUUCUACCAUGCACUGGACUCAGAGAACAUGACCAAAAGUCACCAGAACCUGUGCACCAAGGGUCAGGUGGUGAGUGGCCAGUACCGGAUGCUGGCGAAGCAUGGGGGCUACGUGUGGCUGGAGACGCAGGGGACGGUCAUCUACAACCCUCGCAACCUGCAGCCCCAGUGCAUCAUGUGUGUGAACUACGUGCUGAGUGAGAUUGAGAAGAAUGACGUGGUGUUCUCCAUGGACCAGACGGAAUCCCUGUUCAAGCCGCACCUGAUGGCCGUGAACGGCAUCUUUGACAACAGUGGUGAGGUGGCUGUUUCUGAGCAGAGUCACUUCCUGUACACCAAGCUGAAGGAGGAGCCGGAGGAGCUGGCCCAGCUGGCCCCCACUGCGGGAGAUGCCAUCAUUUCUCUGGAUUUUGGGAACCAGAACUUCGAGGAAUCAUCAGCCUAUGGAGAGACCAUCCUGCCCCCCAGCCAGCCAUGGGCUGAGGAGCUGAGGAUCCACGGUGCCCAGAGCGAGGCCGGGAGCCUGCCUGCCUUCACCAUGCCCCAGGCAGCUGCGCCAGAGAACACCAGCCCCAGUGCCACCAACAGCAGCUGCUCCACGCCCGACAGCCCUGAAGACUAUUACACGUCUCUGAACGAUGAUCUGAAGAUUGAAGUGAUUGAGAAGCUCUUUGCCAUGGACACGGAGGCGAAGGACCAGUGCAGCCCCCAGGUGGAUUUCAGUGAGCUGGACUUGGAGACGCUGGCACCCUACAUCCCCAUGGAUGGGGAGGACUUCCAGCUGAGUCCCAUCUGCCCAGAGGAGAAGCUCUCGCCCGAGAACCCUCAGCUCCUCCCCCAGCAGUGCUUCAGCACCAUGACGAACAUCUUCCAGCCGCUGGCCCCGAUGGCUCCUCACGGCCCCUACCUCCUGGACAAGUACCAGCAGCCACUGGAGAGCAAGAAGACAGAGCCUGAGCACCAGCCCCUGUCCUCUAUCUUUUAUGAUGGCGGGAACAAGGCGUCCCUGCCACCAUGCUGCGGCCAGGCCAGCACUCCCCUCUCCUCUUUGGGGGGCAGAUUCAACACGCAGUGGCCCCCUGACCCACCAUUACCCUUCAGGCCUGCGAAGUGGCCUGUGGCAGAUCAGCGCACUGAGGCCCUGGGGACGUCACCAUUGGGGGCCCCGGUCACCUCGCCUCAUCUCUCCAUGUUCAAGAAGAGGUCUGCGAAGGGCUUCGGGCCUCAAGGCCCGGACGUGAUGAGCCCAGCCAUGGUCGCCCUCUCCAACAAGCUGAAGCUGAAGCGACAGCUGGAGUAUGAGGAACAAGCCUUCCAAGACAUGAGUGGGGGGGACCCUCCAGGCGGCAGCCCAUCACAUCUGAGGUGGAAAAGGAUGAAGAUUCUCAGGGGCUGCGGAAACUGCCCUUCGAUGCCUGACAAGCAGCUGAAUGCCAGCCUCCCGAGUGAUGAGUUCACCCAAAACCCCAUGAGGGGCUCGAGUCAGCCUCUGAGACACCUGCCGCCACCACAGCCCCCGGCUGCCCUGAGCCCCAGGGAGAGCGCCAAGAGCAGGUUCCCCCCGCAGUGCUGCGCCUUUCAGUACUCAGACUAUAGCCUGCCAUCAGCUCAUAAGGCUGCAGGUGUGGCAAGCCGGCUGCUCGGGCCCUCGUUUGAGCCCUACCUGCUGCCCGAACUGACCAGAUAUGACUGUGAGGUGAACGUCCCUGUCCCAGGAAGCUCCACGCUCCUGCAAGGAGGGGAGCUUCUCAGAGCCCUGGACCAGGCCACCUGAACCAGAGCCUCCCACAGGGCAGGCCCCCCGCACGCCGUCCCGCCAGCGUCACUCUCUGCGUCUGUUUUUGCAGCUAGGUAUUUCUAACACAACCCUUUUUACAAGAUGCUCUUCUCACCUGGCAAACUCGCCCAGGUCACCAAGUAUGGCCUUUUUCUGCAGAUGCUCACUUUACUAUCUAUAUUUUUAAGAUACACGAUUGUCUGGCCUGUGUUGUAUUCUGUCAAUGAAAAUAUUCUUAAAUUUUGUAAGAUUCCCCUCCCCAACUUCAAUCACUUCUAAUUUAUAUUACCCAUCAGCCUCUCUCUGUCACACACACGCACAGUAUUCACGCUGACAAGUUUGGGGGGUGUGUGUUCCAGUGCAGGCGAAGCUCCGCUCCAUUUAACUAAAAAGAUGCUGUUGUUGUUGCCAAAGAGAAACAAAGUAAUUUUGCUUUCAAGCUUGAUUCGCGUCCUCCUCACGCUCGCGCUCUCGCGGUCCUUCUUUCUUCCUUUAAAACUAAUCGCCAUACUGUAAAUUUCAGUCUUUUAAGCCAACUCUUCGCUCUAAUCUUCAUGACUUCUGGGGAAAAAAAAGAAAUGUGAAGGGCGGACUCCAGUGCAUGUGGUUACCUGGGAAAGUUGCCGUGUGGCUUUCCUGAACUGUUUGGUGUUCCCCCCGGUUUGGUGGAUUAUUUUUUAAUUAUUAUUAUUCAAAACCAUAACUGAGUUUUUUAAAACUUUAUACCUGGGUUAAGUGUUUAUCAUAUAUAUGGGUACUUUGUAAUAUCUAAAGACUUAGAAACGGAAAUGCAAUCCUGCUCACACAAUCACUUUAAGAUUUUUUUAAGCUGUUAAUUUUCCUUUUCUUGCUGACACUGCGCAAUUCCUCUCUGGUGGCUUUUGCUUUUGGGGUGUGCCAUAGCGUGACAAACAAUCCAAGAAGCGGAAUCAUUAGGUGGGAGCGCUGCGGGCUGUCCUCUCCUCGUGUUCUGUGUGCAUCGUGUAUGUAUGUAUAUAUUAUUAUUGCUGCCGGUGGGGCCUGAGGGCGCGUCACGGGCUAGGGGCUUGGGGGUGGGGCGCAUCGAAGGGAGAGGAAGCGCUUUAAUUUCCCUUAAGGUCGUGUUGCUAGCCCUGCGAGUGCACCGAGCUGUGGGACUCUCAUGGGCUCUCACGUGGCACAUUUGGGUAUUUCCAGAACUACCAUGAGAUGGCUUAGAUGGGAAUUCGUGAAAGUAAGCAAAGAUUCAGAAACGGUGCAAUGACCCAGUCCAUGUCUCCCCAGCUUACCACCUGGGGGUGCAUGGAGCUGAACUGAGAGGGGGUACAGAAAAGGGGGGCAGCUGACCUGACCAGCCCCAUCCCGCUGCCCCCUCCUCACACUGCCCUGUAAGACCAAGGUGCAGUGCCCCUCGCUGGCAAGCAGCAGGCAGACUGCGGGGACCGCCCCAGCCUCAGGCCCUCCCCCAGGUCUGCCUGUCACUUGAAGUGACUUGUAUAGGUAGGAAGCACUGGAAACAGAGUGUUCUCAGAGCACUUUAACUCACUGGGUAAGAGGGAUGAUACCUUCGGUUUUUACACACCAGUCAUACGGAACUUAUCUGUCAUGGGUGCAAUGAAGAAGUUUCUAGAAACACACACCUGAAGUGCAACAGUGUCAACAAGCCUGGAUGCACUCUGCCAAAAACAAAACAAAAUUUACAUUUCAGAAAACUCAUCAGUUACAUGAAAAAAACGACCUAUUCCCUGUGUUGCCCAAAUCACGCGUCAGCAGCACAGCUCCGUCCUCCGCACGGCGACAGGGCCGGAAGGGUCAGUGCCACGCCAGUGCUGGCGUGGAUUCCUGCGUGCACUGCCUCGGCGGUGGGGGCGUGUUACCCUUGCGGUUUUACUAAAACACUCUGAAAAAUAUUCCGAGCUUCAAUAUUAACUUUACCUGUCAACGUAAUGAAUUCAUGUACAUUGUUCUUUUGUCGAAUUCCUACUGACAUUAUUGCUAUAUGGGAGCUUAACUUUAUAAGGAAAUGUAUUUUGACACUGAUAUCUUAUUAAAGUAUUCUGAUCCUA